GCAGCGACGUCACGCUUCCCCUCGCUGGCGGCCCAUUGGUGAUCCUUGCCGCCAUUUUCCGGGUCAGAAAACUGGUCGGAGGAGAAUCGCGGUAGCUGUCGGGUUAGAAACAACGGCGCCGUUCAAGGCAGAGCGACCUGGCACCGUUGGAGCCGGACAGCUUCUCCAUUCAGGCUCCUGCCCGAAUUGGGGAGAACCUCCAGAAUUCUGGUGACCCAUGGAAGGGCACUGAGUCGAAUCGCGAAGUAUCCAAGACCCCUCAAAACAUUCGAGCCACAGAGGGCCAUCGGAAGCCACGCCCCUAGGAGGAGUCGGAAAGCCUCGCCGUGGAGGAAGAAAGCCUACGGGCUGCCCCCGGGGCGGAGCAAUGGCCACACCCCCGGGGGCCGGUCCCGCUGCUCUGCGCUUUGCAGCCGCUGCCAGCUGGCAAGUAGUCCGCGGACGCUGCGUGGAAAAUUUCCCGCGAGUAUUGGAAUUUCUGCGAUCCCUGCGCGUUGCUGCCCCUGGCUUGGUUCGCUACCGCCACCACGAACGCCUGUGUAUGGGGCUAAAGGCCAAGAUGGUGGUGGAGAUGAUCCUGCAGGGCCGGCCUUGGGCCCAGGUUUUGAAUGCCCUGCAUCGCCACUUCCCAGAGUCUGGACCUGUAGUGCGGGACCCCAAAGCUACAAAGCAGGAUCUGAAGAAGAUCUCAGAGGCACAGGAAGCCUUUUGCCAGCAAGUGAAGCGGCUGGUAGAGGCCCCUGUGGAUUUGGCUUCAAAGCUGCAGGAACUUCAACAGGAGUAUGGGGAACCCUUUCUGGCUGCUAUGGAAAAGCUAUUUUUUGAAUAUUUGUGUCAGCUGGAAAAAGCACUGCCUCCUCCGCAGCUUCAGGAUGUGCUGAGUUGGAUGCAGCCUGGAGCUUCUGUCACUUCUUCUUUUGCUUUGAGCCAGUAUGGUGUGGACAUGGAGUGGCCACUGCCAGAGUGCUCUGUUGCUAAUUCAGUGAACAUGACAGAACCCACGGAGCAGAGUCCUCCUCAGCAACCAAGACCAGCACUCCACCACCUGCCAAAAGCCACCCCUGGCCCACACCUUCCUCAGGAACCAGCCUCAAGGAUGCACCCAGAACCACUGGCUGGUCACCACUUCAGUUUGGCCCCUCUAGGCCGGCGAAGAAUCCGGUCCCAGUGGGCAUCCACUAGGGUAGGCCGUAAGGAGCGCCCCACAGUCAUGCUGUUCCCCUUUAGGAAUCUGGGUUCACCAACCCAGGUCAUAUCUAAACCUGAGAACAGGGAAGAACAUGGGACACACAUGGCAGAUGCAGCAGGUGCUGUUGGUACAAGAGCAGCCUCCACUGGAAAGUCUAGGAGUCCAAAUCAGACCCUGGGCGGAAGGGCUAUGAAGAACCCAGUUGACCUGUCUGCCUCAGAGCAAAAGGAGAAUUGCUGGGAUUGCCCCAUGGAGUCCCUGAGACUGUCAUCGCCUCCUAGGGCCAGGAAACCAGUGUGUCUCCCAUCUCCGUGCAGCCCUGUCAUUACCAUAGGGGACUUGGUUUUGGACUCUGAUGAGGAAGAAAAUGGCCAGAGGGAAGGAAAGGAGUUUUUGGAAAACUAUGAGAAGACAAAGUUUAACACUCUGAUCCCCACCUUCUGUGAAUACCUCCCCGCUUCUAGCCCCAGUAUCAUGCCUGUCCCUUCCCAUGACCAUACAGACUCUAGAGCUCUAGACUCCUGAUAGGACUGGGAUGCCCUCUGCGCUCUGCCCUGUUUCCUUCUCACGUCUACAUGCAGUUUAGUGGUAAUAAAGUGAAAGCUCAGGCUUGGGUUGCCUGGCUACCUUGCCAAAAUUACUUUGUAAUGCUUGAUAAUUAAAUUUGGGAUUUAUUAAAACACUGUGUUGGUGUGAGCAAGGGGAAUUAAGGCUUCUGUAAGGUUAGUGUAGAUCAUUCCUUAAAACAGAACUGGCCUCUCCAAGGGCUAAAAGAAUCCCUUUGCCCUUUUACUUCCCUUGGAAAGUGUUGUUCAGAUGUGUCAGAAGGAUUACCAGGACGAACCUGGACGGAAAAUUUCCUUUUGCUAUUUUGAAAAUAU
Rhinolophus ferrumequinum (greater horseshoe bat) is the source of this 2070-nucleotide messenger RNA. RefSeq names its product TERF1 interacting nuclear factor 2 (gene TINF2). The transcript has 9 exons. NCBI's taxonomy places the organism in Eukaryota, Metazoa, Chordata, Mammalia, Chiroptera, Rhinolophidae. Gene Ontology annotation, biological process: regulation of telomere maintenance via telomere lengthening; telomere capping. Gene Ontology annotation, molecular function: telomeric repeat DNA binding. The record is from RefSeq and is a predicted model, not a curated record. Gene Ontology annotation, cellular component: shelterin complex. The coding region runs from base 368 to 1714 and encodes 448 amino acids.